CCAGUAGUGCUAAAAGACGCACUAAGUGAGUGCAGAAGAAAAAAACUACUAUUAGAACAUUUAUACCAAAAGAAAAAAAAGCACUUCACAUAAAACAUGAACAGAUUCAUUUGGACAUCUUUGAUAUUUUUAGUAUGCCUCAACAGAGGUAUUAGCACUGAACUAAAAAAAGAAGAUAAUGAGGGGCUUUUGCUGACAACUACAAAUGGCACUAGAAAUGACUUUUCAUCAUGGGAUGGCUUUGAGGAUGAAGAAGACGACAUUGAAAAUGAAAGAGAAGUGUCAGUCUCUGGAGACUCAUUACUAGGUCUGGAUGACGACACAGUAAGAGUGCAACCUGUAGCUAAGCCCAAGGAAUCAGAAGGGCAAGACAAGAGAAAAAAAACAGGGAAAAGAAAUAACAGGCAAAGGAACAAGGACAAAAAUGACAAGAAAAAGAAAUUGAAAGCAAACCCAUGUACUACAACACAUAGUGAAUAUUGUAUUCAUGGAGAGUGUGUACAUUAUGGAAAUUUGAAUGAAACGACAUGCAUAUGUAACGGGGGAUAUAGUGGCGAGCGGUGUGGUAUUCAGCAACUGUCGUCUGUAAUCAGAGAAGAUAGUAUAGAUGUCACCCAAUCUGUACUUGUUGUAAUAGCUGUGGUGCUCUCUUUGAUAAGUUUUAUUGCAGUUCUCAUCAUUAUUUGUGUCCAUUGCAGAUCUCAGAAAAGAAUCACAGAACUUUACCAUGGACGAAAUGAAGAAAAGGAAAAACUACAUCAAGAUAAAGGGAAUAGCCACAUUGUUGUCUAAACAGUAACAGGAAGUCAACUUCAAGAGCACCAUCAGAUGAAGCUCCUUUCAAGGACAGCUCAACAAAUAAUUAUUCUGUAUAGAGAUAUAUACUCUAUAUUAACUAUGUAAUAUAUUAUAUUUAUUUGUGUAUUUAAUAUUAUUUAUUCUAUUUUAUUAUUAUAUUUGCUUCUUUUAAAAGUGUUUCAAAUAAAUGUAAUUGUAUUUUU
Messenger RNA from Acipenser ruthenus (sterlet), 1001 nucleotides. RefSeq names its product amphiregulin (gene areg). The coding region runs from base 97 to 792 and encodes 231 amino acids. Lineage: Eukaryota; Metazoa; Chordata; Actinopteri; Acipenseriformes; Acipenseridae. The record is from RefSeq and is a predicted model, not a curated record. Gene Ontology annotation, biological process: epidermal growth factor receptor signaling pathway; positive regulation of mitotic nuclear division; positive regulation of cell population proliferation. The transcript has 6 exons.